Molecule: messenger RNA, 7326 nt
Organism: Nerophis lumbriciformis (worm pipefish)
Lineage: Eukaryota; Metazoa; Chordata; Actinopteri; Syngnathiformes; Syngnathidae
Source: RefSeq, a predicted model, not a curated record
AUGGCGGGCGAGCGUCUCCCCGGCAACCCGCCGGUCCAGAUCGGCCCGCGCCUGCAGGCGUACCCCGAGGAGCUGAUCCGUCAACGCCGGGCACGCGACGGGCAGACGGAGCACCUGAUUCGCUGGCGCCUGGCGGACGCGACCUCUCCGCCGGGCGGCUCCCCGACGGAGAACGUCCUGAUGUGGAUGUCCGCGGAGGACGUGUACGCCAACUGCCCGUCGCUGCUGGGCGAGAGGAAAGCCCGCCCUACGCGGGAGAAGGCAGAAGAGUCGGGAACCUUCGACCGGGUGGAGCUUCGGGACAUGGAGGAGGACGUAAAGAAGCUAGUGCGCCGCGCCAGGACGCAGAUGUCCAAGGGCGGCGAGCCGUCUUCGCUGAGCGUGACGCACACCAUCCACGUGCUGAGCGCCUAUGCCGCCAUCGGGCCGCUGGCCGCCGUCUUCAAGGAGACGGGCGCCCUCAAUCUCCUUAUGGAGCUGCUGUGCCACAAGGAGACGCAGACCCGGCGCAGCGCUAGCAAGAUGCUACGCGCGCUAGCGUCCCACGACGCCGCACACGUGCUGCUGUCGUUGGGCCAGCAGGACGGCAUCGAGCAGCACAUGGACUUUGACAAUCGCUACACGCUGCUGGAAUUGUUUGCCGAAACCACGUCCUCUGAGGAGCACGGUAUCUCCUUUGAAGGCGUUCAUCUGCCGCAGAUUCCCGGGAAGCUGCUCUUCUCCUUGGUCAAGCGUUACCUGUGCGUCACGUCGCUGAUGGACAAACUCAACACGGCGGGAGCGGACUGGACCUCCGACAGACAGGAAGCCGGGAGCCCCGGCCUCGGCCCUGCCGCCUCCUCCGGACACUCCCGGCUACGACUGCGCUGCGAGUUUGAGUUAGCCAUGGCUAUGGCUAACCUGAUCUCCGAGCUGGUGCGCGUCUUGGGUUGGGAUCGUAAGCUCCCGCGAACAGAGGACGCGGCGGCGCCCACCUUCCGUUCGAUUUUCCGGCCUCGCUCCGGUCCCGCCCCCGCCGCGGAGGCCGCCGCCACCACCGAGAAGAAGGCGGAAACCGGUUACAAAACGCGCAACGACUUUCCCAGGCGCUCGGCGUACGUUGAGUACGUGCAGGAGCGUUUGAAAAGAGGCAUGACGGUGCGCAUGUUGGAGGACUACGAGGAAGUCAGCGUCGGGGACGAAGGAGAAUUCCGAUACAGCAACGAUGGGUCGCCGCCAGUUCAGGUGUACUGGAACGCCCUGUGCAGAACUUACUGGGUCCACUGGCACAUGCUGGAGAUUGUGGCGGGCGGCGAGAGCGGCGGCACCAACGGGACGACGGACAAGGACGCUCUGGAGAAGGUGUCGACCCUCACGCGGACUGUCAGGCUAGCGGCGGCCAGCCAGAGCAUGUUCUCCAAGCCCCCGGGUGGACUCUACGCGCCGCCUUACCUGUCGGAGCGCCCCGGGACGGGCGAGGCCGAAGGCGGGGCGACGCUGACUCGCGCUGAGUGGUGGGAGGUCCUCUUCUUCGUCAAGAAGCUGGAAGCCAAAGAGCAGCGCGAAGCCAUCCGACUACUGAUGCGUGGCGAGCAGGAGGUGGAGACGGACGACCCUGCGUUGCUGGGCCUGUCUGUACCGAGAGACGCCGCCGAGAAACUGGUACUCUACCUGGAGCGCCGCCUGCCGCCUUCCUGCCUGGGCGAGCUGCUCUGCUCGCACGCCCUGGCCAAACACUACCCGAGGUCCGGCGGGGACGACCCGAGGUCCGGGGACGACGCGUCCUCUUCCGGGUCGGCGUCCCUCUCCAAGCGGGCCAAGAAGGAAGCCCCGGACGACGCAGAGGGCGAGCUUCCCGCCGAGGUUUACGGGAGCUAUCCCGACGGGCUUGAGGAAAAGAUCAAGGUCUUUGACACGCCUCGCGUCCUGGCCAAGAAGACUCUGCCGGAGAAGGUGGAAGAGGUGGUGGACAUCCUCCAGAGAGGAACAUCCAGGCGGGACCCGCUCCAGACCUUGGCCGCGGUGGUCUUCAUCAACAGUCUGCUGGAGGACAAGACUCCUCAGGACAAGAACUCCUCCAGGAGCGACUCCGUCCAGAGCGCUCAGGACAAAGUGGUGAAGCUGUUGGUGGAACUCCUGGGCUCCUCGUGCAAGAACGUGGCGCCAUGCGCGCUGAGGAUGACUCACUCGCUCAUGCGUCGCUUCGAGUGGAGGGUCUCCUUCGCCACGGAGGGCGGCGUUAAAGCCGUGCUGACCCUCAUGCAGGAGAUGGCCGACGUGGUGAACCUGCAGCGUCUGGCGCUAGCGACGCUGAAGGUCCUGACAGGCGCCGCAAAGUACGGGGCGAGCGGCGGCGCCGGCGGGGGCAGCGUGCCCCCCGCCCUCUCCGAGUCGGCUUCUCAGAUGAUUCUGGAGAUCUUCGCCAGCAUCGUCUCGGCCACGCCUGAAGGUUCUGAAGGCCCGCUGGCCGCCAUCCCCGCCGCCCUGGACCUCAUGCUGAAGACCCCGGGGUGCGCGGCGGGCGUGUGCGACGGCCUGCUGGUGAUGGCGGCGCUGAUGUCCCACCAUAAAAGCUUGGCCUCGCAGUUUCUGUCCUGCGACCCCCCGGUCAUCCUUGAGAAGGUUCUAGCACUUUCAAACGGGACAACCAUGCUGGCAAAUGUUACUGAAGUAAGAGUAGUGUUACAUCCAAAUACAGUAAUAAUUACUUAAGUGAAAGUAGUCAUCCCUAAACGCCCAUCCCUGCACCUGAAGGUCUACCAAAGCCCAGACGUCUUUCAGGACCUCCUGCAUCUGAUGGAGCAGCAUCGGACGGAACGGAGUGUCCACCUGUCUGUUCUCAGGAUCCUCAACAAAUUCUUGGACAACUACCAGGAGGACGCUCUGCCCUGGCAUGACAGCGUCAAGCCCUGCUUGACGUCCAUGACCACGUUCAUCUCUGACAAAGAGGUCAUCCAGCAGCUGGUGUCCUUCCUGUACCGGGUGACGUGCGCCAACAAGGACUACGCCGUGGUCAUGUGUCGACUGGGUGCCAAAGAGGUUCUCAUCAAGGCUCAGGAGAAGCACGGUGCCGCCGUCCAUGCUGCCGCCGAGCUCCGAGACGUGGUCGCCGAUUGCGACAAAUACGCCAACCUGUACAACAGCAUGACCACCAGCGUGCUCGCCGGAUGCAUACAGAUGGUGUUGGGUCAGAUCGAGGAGCAUCGGCGCAGCCACGAGCCCAUUAACAUUCCGUUUUUUGACGUCUUUCUCAGGAAUCUUUGCCAAGGCUCUAGCGUAGAGUUGAACGAUGACAAGUGCUGGGAGAAGGUGGAGGUGUCCUCCAACCACCACCGAGCCAACAAGCUCAGCGACAAGAACAGCAAAACUUACUGGGAGUCCAACGGGCCCACCGGCUCGCAUUUCAUCAACAUCUUCAUGCACAGAGGCGUCCUCAUCCGCCAGCUCUCUGUCCUGGUGGCCGCCGAGGAUUCCAGCUACAUGCCGGCCCGGAUCCUGGUUCUGGCCGGGGACGACCCGCGCAACAUUAGCGUGGAACUCAACACGGUCAACGUGCCGACGUCAGCCAGUCGGGUGGUCCUUCUGGAGAACGUCAGCAGAUUUUGGCCCGUCGUACAGAUCCGCAUUAAGAGAUGCCAGCAGGGCGGUAUUGACACCCGGGUCCACGGCUUUGAGAUCCUGGGGCCAAAGAACACCUUCUGGCCCGUCUUCAAGGAGCAGCUGUGCCGUCGGACCUUCUUGUUCUACAGCACCAAAGCGCGCUCGUGGUGUCAGGAGGCGACGGCCGAUCGCUCACGGCUGCUGCGGCUCUUUGACAAGCUGAACAGCGCCCUCAGACACGAGCAGACGUUCGCAGAGCGCUUCCUGCCGGACGCCGAAGCCGCCGAAGCCUUGGGCCGAACCUGCUGGGAAGCGCUGGUGGCACCCGUCGUGCGCGCCAUCACCGCGGCAGAAUCUACCGGAUCCAGCCCGCUCUCGUGGCUGCUGGACAAGUACCUGGACAACUCCGACUCGGGGCGUCGCCGUCGACCAGCGGCAGUCUUUAACUCGCGCGUGAGACGCCUGACCCACCUCCUGGUGCACGUGGACGCCGCUUCGGCGGAAGGGGACCAGAUAAAACCUCCCGUCAAGUCUCAAGGAAAAGAAACCAAGAACAAAGAUGGCGCGGCGGGCUCCUCGUCUUCUUCCACAGUCAAACACGAGGAGAACAGCAGCGUCGUCGACAUCGCCCUCUGUUGGCAAGAGGUGGUACAGCAGCAGGUGAAGAGUUUUCUGGAGCAGAGCUGCGAGCGUGAUGACUUUGUGGAGCGUUACCGCUCUUUGUACACGCGUCUGAAGAAAGCCACAGAGGAGCUGUUCGGCCAGCGGACGGCUUUCGCGCUAGCCCUGCGACAAGGCUUCUCCGCCGCCUUGGUACAGCUCUCCAUACUCAGAGCCAUGCGUGUGAGCGAGCGUUUUGCUCAGUACGUGGACCAGAUGUUGCAGGACGGUGGCGUGGUGUCGGGCGGGUCCCAAACGCUGGAGCGACUUCAGCAAUUUUUGGAGCCCGUGCUCUUCCUGUCGGGCCUAGAGCUGGCCAACACCUUCGAGCACUUUUACAGGUACUACCUGGCUGACCGCCUGCUGGCACGAACCAACGUGUGGCUGGAAGCUUUCGUGGCAGAGCAGCUGGGCCCCUGCUUCCCUAACCGCUUCCCUCAGCAAAUGUUGAAGAACCUGAGCGAGUCGUCCGACCUGCGACACGACUUCCACCUCCACCGCCUGCAGCAGCUGGACCGAGCGCUGCACAGCCAACAGAUGGAUGACGACGAAGAGGAGCAGGUGGAAGAGUGCGAGGAAGAGGGGAUGGAGGAAGAAGAGGAACCGGACGUGGAGGUGCUUCUUCUGUCUCCUCGCUGCUGGAGCGUCUCGUCCUUGUGCUUCAUGGACGAACCCUCGCUCCGCUUCCCGGCCCGUCUCUGCACCUACCUGGAGCAGUUUGCGCAAUUCUACUGCCACAGUCAAUUGACGCGCGGCGGGGGUCAUUGCAAGCCCGGCGCCAUCCAGUGGACGUGGCUGGGACACGCCGACGUCGCUUUUGGCUCUUUGACGCUUCACGUGUCUACGCUGCAGAUGUUCAUCCUGCUUCAAUUUAAUAAACAGGAGGAAGUGACGGUGGCGUCUUUGAUGGAGAGGUGUGGCCUUUCCAAAGAGAUGCUGCUUCACUCUCUGCAGCCUCUGAUUGAAGAAGGACCGCUCCGAUGUAGCCACCCGCAAGACCCUUUCCAAGGUGUUUUGCAGGUAAAACAAGAUGUGGCGCACGGCCCGUCCAGGCGCCUGGAGCUUCAACCGCGGCAGACCUACUUGAACGUGGACCGAGACGCCGCUGCCACACUGGAAACCAAGAGAAACGUCAUUUACUGCCUCAUUGUCAAUAUCCUCAAGCAGGAGAAGGAGAUGCACAUCGACAACCUCGUCUACAAGGUUCUCCAUUCGUGCCACCGGGGAGAAGCGGGCCGUUCUCCCGGCGCCGGUCCGGGGGGCUUCAGCUGCAGCACGGGGGACGUCUUGUCCUGCAUCAUGCACGUGAUGAGCAAAGGAUGCGUCCGCAGGAACCCGGAUCAGCCUCACAUGGUGGAGUUCCUCCCCGACGACCCGGCCACGCCGCACAAGGGAUACGCGCAACUGGACCUGAGAGGCAGCAGCACACCGUCGCCGCCCGGCUUGUUUUCCAACGGCGCUGUGGCGGACUGCGCUCUCUUCUCCAGCAGUCGCAGCAUGACGCCUGACGAAGUGUCCCAGCUGAUGCGCACCACCGUCCGGCAAGUGGCGGACACGCUGAGCGUGGACCCGGAUAGGGCCGAACACCUCCUGGUUCACUGCGGCUGGAACGCCGACCUGCUGGUGCGACGCUACACGGACGACCCUGAUGGUGCCGCCGCGGCCGCCGGCCUCAGAUGUCCGGACCCCGGUCCGCCACCCGACCCGGAGUCCGCUUGCCCCGUUUGCCUGGUCCCUGGCGGCGCCGAGGACCCUCCGCCUUCACUCAGCUGCAUGCACUACUGCUGUCGGUCGUGCUGGCGGGAGUACCUGAGCGCACGUAUCGAGCAGAACCUGGUCAGCAACUGUAACUGUCCCAUACCUGACUGCCGGGCCCAGCCCACGCCGCUGUUCUUCCUCGCCAUCGUCACCGACAAAGACACUGUUGCCAAGUAUGAGAAAGCGCGUCUGCGAGGCUUCGUGGAGUCGUGCUCCAACCUGACGUGGUGCACCAACCCUCAGGGAUGCGACCAGAUCCUCUGCAAGGAGAACAUGGGCAACACGGGAACCUGCUCCAAGUGCGGCUGGUCGUCUUGCUUCAGCUGCAACUUCCCUGAGGCGCACUAUCCGGCCAGCUGCGGUCACAUGUCCCAAUGGAUGGACGACGGCGGCUUCUACGAGGGCAUGAGCGCUGAGGCACAAAGCAAACAUCUGGCCAAACUCAUCUCCAAGCGCUGUCCGAGCUGCCAGGCGCAAAUCGAGAAGAACGAAGGCUGCCUCCAUAUGACCUGCACCAAAUGCAACCACGGCUUCUGCUGGCGCUGCCUGAAAGCGUGGAAGCCGACACACAAGGACUACUACAACUGCUUCGCUACGGUGAGUAAAGUGGCGCGACACGAGAAGAAGUUUCAGGAUUUUAACGAGAGAUGCGCCUUCCAGCACCGGGCUAAGGACUUUGCCGUCAGCCUGGAAAAGAAGGUGUCGUCCAUCGAUGAAGCGUUGCAGAUGAAGUCCCUGACCUUCGUCAUUGACGCUUGCAAGACUUUGGCGCAGGCUCGAAAGGUCCUGGGCUACUCGUGUGUGUACAACUUCUACAACCAAGACGGCGACAAGAUGGACGUGAUGGAGCAGCAGGCGGACGCUCUGGACCUGCACACCAACUCUCUGCAGAUCCUGCUCGAGGGGACGCUGUUGCAGUGCAGCGACCUGGCCUCCUGCGUACGUCUGUUGAAAGCCGAACACCUAAACACCGGCCUGGAACUGAUGCGGCGCAUACAGGAGCGCUCGCUGGCCAUAUUGCAGCAUUCCACCCAGGACUUCCGCGUGGGCUGUCGCUCCCAAAACGUCCGGGAAGAGGAAAACGCGUCCGACUCAAUCAACCGACGCUCGACUGACGGCGAAGCCUCAAAACCCGACGUAGACAACAACAACUACAACGACGACGACGACAGCGACGACCCGGAUUACGAGGAGGACGAGGAUUACGUGCCCGAGUGGCACGAGGACUACGAGGAUUACGAUGACGAAGAAGAGAUCGACGAGGGCGAAUUCUUCUCCGACAGCGAGGUCUCCGACAACCUGGAUCGGGACUUCAGCCCCUUCGAAUGA